Molecule: messenger RNA, 3605 nt
Organism: Spodoptera exigua (beet armyworm)
Lineage: Eukaryota; Metazoa; Arthropoda; Insecta; Lepidoptera; Noctuidae
Source: the annotation of a GenBank genome assembly
AUGAGUGUUAAAUAUGGAGCCACGGAUGUAGACAGUAAAACAGAAGAGACCGACAAAGAGGCGACCACCGAAGUUGAGAUCAACUUGAGUGGGCCCUUCAAAAGAAAAUGGUGGUGGGUCAGUCAACACGUGCUUUUUGGGCUCGGCCAUGUCUACAACGACCUUUGUGCAGCCAUGUGGUUCUCCUACAUGAUGCUGUUCUUCCAAGCAGUGCUGGAGAUGAGAUCUGCAGUUGCUGGUGCUAUGCUACUUUUAGGUCAAGUCAUAGAUGCCCUGGCGACUCCAGUCGUUGGCAUAUUAGCUGAUAAAUUUGGAAGCUUGAAAUCCUGGCAUUUAACUGGUUGUGCCUUAGUAACGUGUACAUUUCCCCUACUCUUCGUACGAUGUUGGGGUUGCUGGUUGACGGAGGAUCCUGACUACCUAGACUGGUGGAUGCCAGUCUAUUACGGCGUGCUGAUCGUGGUCUUCCAAAUAGGAUGGGCUAUUGUCCAGAUAUCCCAUCUCGCAAUGAUACCAGCUAUAUCCGACAAUCUUCAAGUACGAGCUGAUUUGACGUCUAUCAGAUAUAUGGCGUCAGUGACCUCAAGUUUGGCUGUGUACCUAAUAACUUGGGUUGUGCUGAGGGCCAGCAACUACAGCACUUUUAUUGGACCAAUGGAUGACUAUAAAUUUAGGGGUGUAUCGCUGAUCAUCUCUGGCAUCGGAAUAGUGUCCUUCCUUCUAUUCCAAAUAUUCUUCAAAUUAAAACCUAAAAAGGAGGAAAAAGCGAAUGGCCACGCCGUGACCAAUGGCCAUAACGGCACAUCGGCUUCAGUGCAAAAUGAAGAGAGUGGUACUCUAGAAGUCGCCAAGUCGAAAAUUAUGUACUUUCUUCGUAUGCCGCUUUUGUACCAAACUAGCUUAUUAUAUGUGUUCUCCCGGUUAUACUGGGCUCUAAGUUUAGUCUACGUACCGUUGUUCCUAGAAGAACGCCUCGUCUUCAACCCUAGCGCCGGAUCGGAGCUAGUAGCCAGUGUACCUCUAGUCCUAUACAUAUCCUCAUUCUUCUUUUCAUUACUUCUCAAGAGUAAAAUCAAUCGAUUUGGAAAUCAGGUGGCCUAUCUAGUAGGAAGCUUGCUAAGCCUGUUAAGUUGCCUAUGGAUAGCGAUAGCCAUCGACCCACAUGCCAGUAUAGUACAAAUAUACAUGGUCGCUACUCUAAUUGGUGCUGGCAGUUCAAUAACCCUAGUAUCCAGUCUUUGUGUGACUGCUGACUUGAUCGGCCCGCACUCUCACCAGGGAGCCGCCAUUUAUUCCAUUGUCACUUUUGCUGACAAACUCGUGACGGGGAUAGCAGUAGUCGCCAUUGAAAAUUUCAAAUGCGACAAUGAGUUAAAUUGUCCACAAUACUACAGGGCAGUCUUAACAUAUGCUUGUGGUGGAAGUGCAGUCCUCGGCAUGUUAUCAUUAUCAUUCGUAAAAUUUAUGCCUGGACACAAAACUGAACAGGAUUUAUAAAAUUGUUAAAUAUAAGUAAUAUUACUAUUUAUUAGGUGCCUAUGAUUCAAUCUGUGUACAUAUUACAAAAUAUUGUAAAAUACUAAAGAUAUGUUUCCAGAUACAGUAACGGGAAUCUCAGUGGUUAAAAUAAAACUAAGUAGGUAUAUGAAAUAUGGGGGGCUUGCCACUGUCGGCCAAUUUACUGGUUUACUUGCAGUAUUCAUUAUCUAUUUAUUUAUUUAAAGAUUAUAAAAUAUGAUUGUGAUUGAAUCAUGAAGUUAAGUGAGUUUGCUAUUAAACCAGAAAAAAAUAUUUAUGUUGGUUUUAUUGGAUUUAUUUGAAACACUUCCAGGAAUGGAUCAAAAUUGUACUUAAAUGGGAAAGGCUGGACCUCAAAGUUAACUGCAACUUUAAGAUGUGGCCUCUUUCUUGUUGAUCUGGCUUUAUUAAACAACUGCAACUGUUUUUUUAAUGAUGUGGCAUCAAAUAAUGCUUCUAUAAAAAUACUGUUUAACUUAGUACAACAUUUAACUAAGUUGUCUGGAUCUGCAAUUUUAUUAUGAUCCCAUUGUUUUAGAUCAACUAAAUUAAUAUUUUCUAAAGUUUUACACUCACUGAGUGAAUCAAAUAUGGUUUUAAAAUCCAUUCCCUUAUCUACAAUACGUAAAUUUUUUAAGGAUUUGCUAGUUUUUAUAGCACGACAUAUAGCAUGGUAAUACCCUCGUGAUGCAAGAUUAGGACAUUCCACUGACAAAGUAGCUAAAUUAUAGAAAUUCUGGAACAAUAUUGAAAAGAAUUCAGAAUGAUAAUUUACAGCUCCACCACUUAUACUAAAAAAUGUUAUUUUCUGAAAAUAAUCAGCAUAUGUUGGUAGCAAUAUUGCAGACAAUGUUUGAAAUUUAAAAGCUAUACUAAGUUGGGCCUUGGAUUUAUGUAACAAUACAUGGUCAAAAUCUAGCACUACAGUGGGAACUAAUGUUUUCCUUCUUUUACCCUCCUUUGAAGAAGGUUCUCCCAUAUCAAUAAGACAUGGCGUUGGCUCUGUGAAGAUCCAGUCAUAAUUGGGUGGACAGAUUGCUUGACUUGGUUCCUUAUAAUAAAAAGGAAAGAAUGGCUUGACUCGUUUAUACAAUCUAUUAAAAAAUAUAUCAUCAAACUCUGUUGUUUCUCUUUUCCAUAUCAUUAAGGCAACAUUACCUACAAGAUUCCUGGUAUAAUCCGUAACUGUUUCUACUUUAACAUUAAAAUGUUUUGUGAAAAAUUCACAUAAUUUCGGUGAAGCACUAACAGAUACAUCAUGAAUAUGCACUGUAGAUAUUACAAAAAAUUCAUAAUCUUUCAAAUCUAAUGCUGCAAUAACAGGGAAAUUUCUGAGAAAGUCAUAUGUCCUUUUAGCUCUCCAAUCUACCAAGAAGAGUGCUAAAUGAUUGAAGCUUGGACCAACACAGGCUGUAAAUCUUUCUACAAGUGACGUGUUCAUGUGAUCAAACUCAACAGCACUCAGUUUUAUUGUAUCUAACUUUGCUUUCUCCAACAUAUAAGCAACUGUUCGAGAUAAUAAUAAAUUAGUUAAUGAUCCAACAAAAUGAACAUUUUCAAAGUGACUGAACAAAUCCUGAUACUCUGUUAAAGUCUUUUCAUCAAUUCGAAUAAUUGGAGACCUUCCAAACACAAAGUUUACAGUAACAUCCUUCAAACUGGGACACACUUUUACUAUUUCUAGUAAGUCGGGAAUAUUUAGAUUUGUGUAUGAAAUAUCCAAUGUCUUCAGGCGCUUUAAUCUUUUAAAAGCUGGCAAAAUUAAUUUUAUUGAGUUUAAGUCAGGAACACCUUGCAUGUUUAGCUCUAACAGGUUUGCUGAAAUUGUUUUGAAGAAAUUCCUUUUCAAUACAUUCACAGUAGCCAUUUUGUUCAUAGACAUACUGCAUUGUGAGAUCCCACAGUUAGAAAGUAGAUAUCUAAAAUACUGGCUAGUGUUAUACAAAUUCUGCUGAGCUGGGAGAUCUAGUAGUUUCACAAUCAUGAACAGUAUUUCUUCAGGAACAUCUGUUAUGUGUGCCAUUGUGGCCACAAAAAUAUGUGCAGCCGGACUUAAUGUCUUAGGGAUUAGGGGUCUAACUGUUGAC